UGAGGCAAACGUGGGUGAGCCGCUGGCAGCCUGUUGUCAGCUCUCCGCCAGGUUCACCGCGGGUUCGCUCGUUACGCACUUUGUGUUCUGUACUUCUCUGCAACUGGAACGGCACUGCCUCCCAGAGACUUCCGUGAGCGCCCCUAAAGAAGGAGCCAGGACGGUGUGCUGAGGCGGGGAAGCCGCUGUGAACGGCUGCGGCCAAGGAAGCGUGGACGUGCCUCCGCGUUCCCGAAUUCAACUCGGCGCGAGCGGCGCGGUUUUUAUGGGGCAUUGGUGGCCCCGGCAUCUAGUGGGUGGUUAUUCAUUGUCAAGACGCUGCUCACUAAUUCGGAAAGUGAAAAAACCCACCGUUUUCCAGCAUUUCUCUUGGAGGAGGACUAAGCAAUAGGAAAAAAAUGUCUAUUUUCCCUAAAAUAUCUUUGAGACUCGAGGUUGAAAGUUACCUUAAAGAUGGCUUUAUGAAUAAGGAGGUUGUAUCUGCUUUAGGUAAACAAGAAGCAGAAAGGAAGUUUGAAACUCUGUUAAAUCGUUUGUCACACCCUCCAUCAUUCACAACUGUAAGAGUAAAUACACAUCUAGUCUCAGUACAACAUGUGAAAAACCUGUUACUUGAUGAACUUCGGAAGCAGCAGUUUAAUGGAUUAAGUGUUCCUAUUCUUCAACAUCCAGACCUUCAGGAUGUCUUACUUAUUCCUGUUAUUGGACCUAGGAAAAAUAUAAAAAAACAACAGUGUGAAGCCAUUGUUGGAGCCCUGUGCGGCAAUGCAGUGUUAAGAGGAGCCCAUGUCUAUGUUCCAGGAAUUGUGUCAGCUUCCAAAUUUAUGAAAGCUGGAGAUGUUAUUUCCGUAUACUCUGAUAUUAAAGGCAAAUGUAAGAAAGGAGCCAAAGAAUUUGAUGGAACAAAAGUGUUUCUUGGAAAUGGGAUUUCUGAACUAAGCCGCAAACAAAUCUUCAGUGGGCUGCCUGAACUGAAAGGUAUAGGCAUAAAAAUAACAGAACCAGUAUAUCUCAGCCCUUCAUUUGACAAUGUACUGCCCAGCUACUUAUUUUUACAGAAUUUGCCAUCUACUGUGGUAACUCAUGUUCUGGAUCCUCAACCUGGUGAGAAGAUUUUAGAUUUGUGUGCAGCACCUGGAGGCAAAACCACACACAUUGCAGCAUUAAUGCAUGAUCAGGGAGAAGUAAUAGCACUGGAUAAAACAUUCAACAAAGUAGAAAAAAUAAAGCAGAAUGCUUUGUUGUUAGGGCUGAAUUCCAUUAGGACAUUUUGUUUUGAUGGAACAAAGGCACUUAAACUUGAUACAGUUAAUAAUGCAGAAGGAGGACCUCCAUUUUUGCCAGAAUCUUUUGACCGAAUUCUUCUUGAUGCUCCCUGCAGUGGACUAGGACAGAGACCAAACAUGGCUUGUUCCUGGACUUUGAAGGAAGUGACAUCAUAUCAACCAUUACAACGAAAACUCUUCACUGUGGCAGUUGAGCUGCUGAAGCCGGGGGCUGUGCUGGUUUAUAGUACAUGCACAGUCACACUGGCAGAAAAUGAAGAGCAGGUUGCCUGGGCCCUCAGAACAUUUCCUUGCCUUCAGCUUCAUCCCCAGGAACCACAGAUUGGAGGAGCAGGAAUGAUGGGAGCUGGCCUCUCGCUUGAACAACUGAAACAGCUGCAGCGAUUUGAUCCAUCUGUUGUGCCAUUACUGGACACUGACAUUGAUUCUCUCAGAGAUGCCGUAACAGGAGACAUGAUUUGGCUGGCAAAUAAGGAUUGUAUAGGUUUUUUCAUAGCAAAAUUCAUAAAAGGCAAAUACACAUAGGAGAAGGAUCUUUAGAAGUGAAAUUCCAAACAUAGGUGUUUUUUUUCCUUAAACUGUUAUCCAGCUAAGUGAUUGAUGUCAUGAUUGCUAAGGACACAGAAAACAUUGCUAGCUUUUUCACCAGGGGUUAAGAGACUUGCUCAAGACUGCUUCAUAAGGAAGUAGUUGGGAGUGAUAGGAGAUUAUAUUUUGUGUUUUUAAAAUACUUUUUUGUGUAUUGAUUUAGCAGAGUAUAGAGAAAAGGAGAUGCCUACAGAUGUCUGGAACAUAUUUUCAUUUGGGGUCUUGUGUUUUAAUUUGUAAAGAAUGCAAGUCAUAUUUUAAUGUUAAAAUUGGUCAGUCUAACAGAAGGAAUAAAAUAUUUGGUUAUAAAAAAGGCUUUCUGUUCCUGAAUUCAUAAGUAGUAGUUCCUUAAGAAUUCAGGGAAUGGGAACGGUAACAUUUUCCAUGUGCCAGUAACUGAGCUGAGUAUUUUACCUGCUUACCAUUUGGUAAACUGCCUUUACUAUGUUCGCCUUUUUUUCAUCAUUUUAAAGUAAAAACUAUCAUGAAUAUUUUCUUUACUCUGUAGAUCAAAAAUAUGAAAGUACUGCAUAAUUUGGGUGCCUCUGAUCAUCUAUUGGAACACAUCAUGUGAGUUAUUGGAGAUGUGACCUGUGGGGAAAAGUGGCUUCUCAUUCCUGGGAACUGGCCUGGCACUUCCCACUAGGUUUUGGUGUUCUCAUAUUGAACAUGUUUCACAGAGCACCAUCAGAAAAAGCAACUGUGACCAUGAUAAUAGGUUUCUGUUACGAAUUUAUUGUAUCCGUCAAGAUUGCAAGGUCUCUUGGGUCAGUUAAGAUCUUUUAGAAGGCCUUUUAUUUGAAGAAGCCUUUCCUGAACACUCUUCUCUGAAGUGGUUAGACUCUAUUUCUCUGUGCGCCUGGUAGCCUAGUGCCAUACUGCUCUCAUGGCACGUGCCACAUUCUAGUUUAUCAGGAGCAAAUACAAGGAGCCAGCAGAUGAAUGCUUUCCCAGUCGCCUUUGGCAGCAAGCUUCCUCACAUUCCCUGACUGCUCAAGGGAUCAGCAAAACAACACGUAGCACAAUCAAAUACAAAGCCAGGAAAUCUUUUGCCUCGAAUGAGAUGGCCAUGCCCGGCACUGGAACAUCAUCUUCAUGGGCUGCACUGUAGUUGACAUUUGUCCGCACCGCAAAUGCAACGGGCUUUGUCUGAGAGGGGAAAGGGUGAGACAAGUAAGAAAACAGCGCUCCCUCUCCUCUCCACCAGCUCCCAAAUCCAAAUGUACGCUGAGUAACUGUUACAACGGUUUCUUCCAGCUUGGUCCUUCAUCACAAAACAGCUUAUUAGUACUCACACAACACAUGAAAUCUUCGAGCGCUCAGUGACAUACCCAUUCUGAACUGAAGCGAGCCUGUUCACUUUCUCUUUGAGAACACUACAAAUAAUGAAGAUUAAGACAUCAUUCCAGAAUGUGCCUCCUUCCUUGGCUCACUUCCUGUCAUCAGUUGUGCUGCCAGCAGAUCUGGAGCUUCACCCGGGAAUCUGCUUUCUAUCACACACACGGAGGAAAGAGAACAUCAGAGCCCCACCCUCAAUACCUUAACUUCAGGAACUGCACCCCUAAAAUCCGAAUGGAGAACAGUGAAAGCAGGGAUGGAAGAAAAGGCUCAACACCUAACUUUCCUCCAUGUCCUGCCUCCCUGAUGCUCCUCAGACCGAACCAGUCAGACCAGACAACCAUGCCGUGUGCCUCCAUCAUAUUCUCUCCAGUAUGAGAUGAGGGUAAUGCACAGUCCUGAAAAGCAAGACCAGAAUGUGAACCAACAAACCCUGGCUUUGUGGAGGCCUCCCAGAAACCCCAGGGCAGAGUGGACCGUGGCGACAGGCAGAUAUAGAGCUCUGAGACAUGCCAGGACCCAAGAGGUGCUCUGGGCCUUGAUGGAGCCAAGCUGCCCAGGACCCCAGAUCAGAAGCAAUGGCACGCUCUGAGAGGUGGGCUCUGCCCCAGGGGUAGGUUCCCUUCAAGCUGUCCUUUGCCCACCCUCCAACUCCGGGGAAGAUGGGGAAGAAAGGUAGAAAACAUAAAUAUAAAGAUGGCCCACAACCCUAGGUAGGGUCCUACCAGGAUGGACUAUUGUGGAAUGGGAUCUAAAUCCAGAUUUAGAUUCAUCCUCAUCCUACUCUACAGAAUCAUUAGGAUAUUUAGUUGAUUGAGAGGCCAUAUGAUCCUUAAUUACACUUCUGACACCAUUAAUAUCCUAAGAACCUUAUUAUCAGGCCAGUGCCAUAGCCUGAGUCUACUUCUGCUAUGGCCUGCUACCUGGAUCUCUGGCAAACUUGUUUUGUGGCUAUGGAGGGCUGAGCAUGUGAUGCAGAGGCAUACUACCCUACCAGCCUUUGCUUCUCAUGCUCCAGUGCCAAGACUUUGCCUUUUUUGAUACCUUCUACCUGGCACGUGCUAUGCAGCAUAAGGGUGGUUGGUGAACCACUCUUGUUUUGUAGUUGCCUUUCUGGCACCCAGAAUCAAAGUUUGCUGCACUUUAGCUUGGACGCUAAACAGGAAAAGAUUUUUAAAUCAUGUAGAAGAGUGGAGCAUCUCAUCAUCCAAACAAUUAGGUAUAAGUACUCAAACAACACUAAAGCUCUUUCAUUUUCCCACAGUAUCUUCAGUGUGUUUUCAAAUAUGUUUGAAGAAGGGAAUCAGUAAGUAAUACAGGCGCAAAGAAAUUAUUCUUCUCUUCCAAGCCCUUCUUUAUCUUGUACAUAGCAUAGCUUAUGACAAUUAUAAAAGCUACCACUUUGGGAUGUCUGCACAGUGCUGAGGAGUGUGUGGUGUACGUGCAUGCACUGUUGCAUUUAAUUGAAUCCGAGCAACAACUGUGUUUCCCAGAUGAGGAAACUGAGGCUCAAAAAAGUUCUGGCCCAUAAGCAAAAGAGAUAACAUUCAAACCCAACUAUCUCAACUCAAAACCCUGAGUUCUCUCUGUAGUGCCAGACUGCCUUUCAUUCACAGGUGCACACUGAUGGCAACUUAAGAGCAUCUAGAUGUCCAUGUGAAAUCCUUAAUACUCAAAUAUUGUAUUUUACAAAAUGCUAAAAAAUUACUUGGUAUAGAAGAAAGUAAAAAAUUAGGCUCAAGUCUGCCCUGUAGCCUAAUUUAGUCCAUUUCUUUAAAAAAAGAAAAACACUAAAUGAGCAAUGUCACAUAUUAGAACUAUGGGCAUUUUUUGUGAAGGUCAUUCAUUUCUGCUUCUUUGCACUUUGUGGUACGAUCAAUUGUGGUACAAUAAAUCAAUAACAAUGUCAAA
Manis javanica (Malayan pangolin) is the source of this 5123-nucleotide messenger RNA. The record is from RefSeq and is a predicted model, not a curated record. NCBI's taxonomy places the organism in Eukaryota, Metazoa, Chordata, Mammalia, Pholidota, Manidae.